GCAACAUCCAGACAACAUUGAGACAGCUCCAAUCACUAAAGUUUACCGUCUAUCUACAAUGCAGUGCAAGUGAAAUAUGUCCGACUUUUCACAGUGGAUAGAAAACAACAAGGCGCUCUGGACACGCGUAUACGAUGAGGUCAUCGCGCCCGAUCUCGAGAAGGAGUGGAAGCAGAGGGAGGACAAACACACAGAAGAGCUGAAAAAUAAGGAUGAAAACCAGAGAGUUCUUUACAGGUGUAUCAAAGAAGAAGCGGACAAGAACGACCGGCUCAUCGCUGAAAAUGAAGAGCUGAAGAAGCAGCUCCAGGAACCGACUGAUAUAGUCGCACCGACGUCUGAUCCUGAGGGCGUAGACAUUGAGAAUUCCACCGUGUCUGCAGAAGAGUUCCGCCGCGUCGCUGAUGAGUUGAACGACUUGCAAAAGAAGUAUCGUGAGGUUGCUCUGAGAGCGAAGUAUCUUGAGAGGAAAAACAAAGACGUCCUGCAUAAAAAUAAAGAGAUGAAGGCCAGUGUGCAUGCCUGGAAAGACUAUAUCGAUCGCGAGGCAGAAAAACAGAAGCUCAAGAGCGAGGCCAGAACGGAAGGUGGCCAAUUGCAAAAGUUGCUAUCUGCGCCCCCCGAGGAUGCUCGUCCGUGUAUUCCAUCCAGUCCAGGAUCAGUCUCGACUGUUCGGACGCCUCGCUUUCUUGCCGACAUGGAACGCCCCUCUCCUGGACCAAUCGCUCCACUCGCACUUCAAGGAACAACAACCACAUCCGCGACAACGCCCAAUCAAGCGGAUGACCGAAGUUCAAACGCCUCUCUGACGCCAAAACCAUUGGGUAGAAGUGGAUCUGUAGAGCAACCGAACACCGAUGGCGAUUAUCUUCCUUCUGUCCACUUCCCUCAGGCUGUGUUUACAGGCCGGGACAAUGAAUUGCGCCUCCAAGCACGCUCCUACGCUGGCGUUCCAGGCUCGAGCCAAACCACUGUGGAUGAGAAUGUUGAGCAAAUCAGACUCCCCCAGGUACCGGAGACCGAGGAUGACGACAUGCCCGAAUUUGUCUCGGGGCGAUCACUUAAACGAAAACGAGGACCAUCCUCAAAAUUCGAGGUGUUUGCCGACCACUCUUCCGACGGCACUCCCGUAAAACCCUUCCGGGUGAAGCAGGAGGUGCUCAGCAGUCCACCCAGUAAAGCACACACAUUGUCGCGCAAGGAAACCGUCGAUCUAGACGAACCCGCGCCCAUCAUACUUCGCACACCGCGUCAUCCUAGAAGAAGCCUUGAAAGUAACUCAAACACAACGGGCACACUCCGCCACCAGAGGUCAACCAGUCUGCCUGCAUCGCAGGCUAUAAAGCCAGAGCGCGAUGAUGAUAGUCGUGAUGCAGAAGGGCAUGCUGCUGUUGUUGGAGACGAGUCUGGGUUGUCCCACCUCACGGCUGCCGAACAACGAGCACUCAGCGAGCCAUCAGGCCCGUUCCCAGGUGAGAUUCUCGCACCCAUCGAUUCGAAUAUACCAGGAAAUACGCCCGAACAAUCAUCCGCCAAGCGACUGAGGCGAGCAGAGACUCGACAUCAAGAGAAGCACCGAAUGCUUACCGAGUCUGGCGAAACGCCGCCUCCAAUGGACGACAAUGAAAAACAACUGGGACCACGCCUCGCUCGAAUACAGUUCAACCGAAGACUACAAGCCGCCAAAGAAGCGAAUUCGCCCGCCAAAAACAUCCUCCAAACGCCCAAGGCAGGACCAGUCAAGAUCAAAGUUGAGCAAACACUCACUCCUCCAUCCAGCGCCUCUCGCUCCACAACUACUCUCUCAGGAGAUCGUACUACGCCAUCCAAUCCGCGUCCAAACCCACGAGAUAUUUCCACUCCCAUCGAUCGUCCAAUCUGGACACUGAAAGCCUCGGAGACGGGUUCGGGAUCUCGGACCGGACGCGCCUCGCCCCCAGAAAAGACCAGUCCGCUUCGCAGAAAAAAAGUCACUGAACUCAAAGUUCACGAUUUCAAGCCCAAUCCGGCUUACAACCAAGGCUACAGCUACGCUUUCAGCGAGACCGUUCGUAAACGCGGCGAUCGUAUGUGUCUCCCCGGUUGCACAAACCCGUCAUGCUGUGGGUCUACAUUCCGAGCUUUGGCCGCUGCACAAGCCCGCCUCCCACCCUCACAGGAAGAAGCGCUGCUUGAGGAGUACCUUGGCGACGCGUACAAUACCAUGAACAUGACGCAGAUGGCGUCAGAUGAGCGCGCUGAACUAAUCUUGCAAGCACGAACGAAGAAGAUGGCGAAGGACACUGGGAAGCAUAGGGAGGCGUACGAGAGAAGGCGCACUCCGCCAGGGUUCUGGAGAGUUGACUUUCCGACGACGCAGGAGCAACAAGAAGACAGGGAACGUGCGAAGGAGCAGGAGAAGGGGGUUGUGCAGGAGCGGUGGUUAGAGGCGCAGAGGAAGGGCGGAAAAUGGAUUUUUAGAGACGAGUAAUGUCCGCCUGAUCAAUAUAUCCUUCCAACACCUUCUGCAUUGCGGUUGUUUGCCUGCCGG
This is a messenger RNA of Dothidotthia symphoricarpi CBS 119687, 2530 nucleotides long. Its product is annotated as SAE2-domain-containing protein. Lineage: Eukaryota; Fungi; Ascomycota; Dothideomycetes; Pleosporales; Dothidotthiaceae. The record is from RefSeq and is a predicted model, not a curated record. The coding region runs from base 77 to 2470 and encodes 797 amino acids. The transcript has 3 exons. Gene Ontology annotation, biological process: DNA repair.